This is a messenger RNA of Penicillium canescens, 681 nucleotides long. RefSeq lists its product as uncharacterized. Bases 1 to 681 code for a protein of 226 amino acids. Lineage: Eukaryota; Fungi; Ascomycota; Eurotiomycetes; Eurotiales; Aspergillaceae. The record is from RefSeq and is a predicted model, not a curated record. The transcript has 2 exons.
AUGGAUUUCGCGCAAGGACAUCCAGGAAUUGCGUGCGACCAGCAGCUUCCCCAAUGUGGACAAUGUGUUCGGAUGCGCGAAUAUUGCAUUGGAUACCGAGAUGAAUGGGAACUGAUCUUCCGCGAGCAGACAAACCAUACUAUCAAGCGGUCCGAGAAAAAAUCAGCGAAGGAGGUGGCCUCGACCGGGGUUGCCGAGGUUACCUACUCGCAUCCACCUGCCCGUGGCUUGGGCCCAAGUCUGGACGAAAUAGGCAUAAACUAUUUCCUCCAAAGCUUUGUCAGCGGUGGCCACUCUCCUUCACGUGAAUAUCUAAACUAUAUUCCGACUGCAUACAGCGCCGAUGUUGAGCAUCCGAUACUCGCCACUAGUAUGGCGGCCGUUGGCCUCGUACGGUUGGCAAGUCAACAGCGCGACCUUGUCAGUCACGCGCGCGCCAAAUAUUCAGAGGCGAUCCGCCAUGUGAAUUUUGCAUUGGUAUCCCCUGUUGAGGCUGUCAAGGACAGCACCUUGAUGUCGGUGAUCUCAUUAGGGGUCUUCGAGCACGUCUCAAAUUUCGAGUCGUGGGUUCGACACGUCAAGGGAGCCGCAGCAUUGGUUAUUGCUCGGGGCAAGUCUCAAUUUUCUAGCCCGACUGCGAUCCUUAUGCCCACACCUGCGUGUCAGGCGGGUAUAUGCUGA